This is a messenger RNA of Neurospora hispaniola, 2823 nucleotides long. Its product is annotated as prion-inhibition and propagation-domain-containing protein. Bases 407 to 2671 code for a protein of 754 amino acids. The transcript is spliced from 2 exons. The record is from RefSeq and is a predicted model, not a curated record. Lineage: Eukaryota; Fungi; Ascomycota; Sordariomycetes; Sordariales; Sordariaceae.
CCGUUACCGAGAAAUGUGAAGCUAUCAUGGAGCUGACGUGCAUCUGACAAUUGCCUGUCCCUGAUGUCCACGAGGAGGAGGGGUCCGCGUGAGGCCUGGAGAUCAACCGCCCAAGCUCACAAUGAUUGGUCGUUCGGGUAGCGUCAUGCUUGGGCUGAGAGUGUAACGCCAAACAGAGGGGUAACCUGAGUCCCCCGUCCGGCAGGACGAUGGAAGGGACCUUCAGCCCUAGGCAAUGUGCUAGGUAGGCACUGAUGUUUGCCUGUGUGCGUGAAAACUUCACUUUUCCAUCUGACAACAAUUCCGUGAAAGAAGCUCUUCUGGAUAGAGUUGCUUUGCUUCACCGUGGUGAAUAUCACGACCGGGUCUUGGCGCUGACACUCAUCGAGCUCAACAGCCCUUCACAAUGGACCCCCUAUCAGCCUUUGAACUCGCCCAAGUAGUCCUGGACAACACCGUCCGGCUCUUCAAAUUCGUUUCGGCCCUCGUCGAAUACCCCGAAGAGUGCGAGAAAUACCGAUUGCAGCUCAUCAUCGAAUAUAAUCGAGUUCUCGCCUGGGCCAAAGCCGCCGGACUCAUUGAAAUCACUCCCAGCUCUUCACUAGCCUCCACCUUGGGGACCAAUGCCACCGAGCUGAUCACCAUUCUGGCUCGGAUCCAGUGGCUUUUAGCCGAGUUUAGGGAUUUGAACGCCAGGUAUGGAAAUGAGCUUGUUCCAUCCGAUAUCUCUCCUGCAAAAGAUAAAGAGAAGGAGAAAGAUGGUAAAGAGAGUAAGGACGUCAAGGGCUCCGGUAAGGACGUCAAAGGCAACAGUACGGACAGCAGAGGUAAAGAUCCCAAAGCUGUCGGUGGGGCCUCCUCGUCCAAAGAAAAAUCAACCUCUUCAGAGCCAAAGCCAGCAACAGACGAAGCCCUCCUCUCCCAAAUCUCCUCUCUGGCCUUAUCCUACGACCAAUCCCAGAAGGAGCAGAAACUCAAGGUCGAAAAGGAAAAGGAGGCCGAACACCGACGCGGAACCAACCACAUCCGCCGCUUCUUUCGCACAUCCAAGGAUGUAGUUACCCACCCCUCGCGCGUGCGGUGGGUCAUGGUCGACAAGGAAGCCUUUGAGGCUUUGCUCUUGGACUUGCACUCUUUGACGGAGAGGCUGGACGAGCUGAUGCGGGGGUAUCAGCAGUCCAAGAUGGACGACAUCAUUGGCAAGACUUACCGAGAGAUGAUCCUGGCGAGAGACGGGAUUGGGGAAUUGAAGGAUAUGGUGGAUGUGCUGGGAAAGAUGGUGGAAGGGAUGGAGGUGGCGGCUGAUGGAGAAGGAGGGAGAGAAGGGAGGAAGAAGAAGAUGGUGAAUGAUGUGCAGGAUUUGAUCAGGCUGAAGAAGAUGGCGAGAGUAUCGGAGGAGUUGCUUUCCAGGCUUCAUCAAGGACAAGAUCCGACGGCGGCGUCGAGACUCGAGGCGAGCGAUACCAAGAUCACUAUUGCCCAGUUUGGCGACCCACGCAAGGGCCAGAAAGAUUUUCUGGAGGUCUUUAUUAUAUGCGAUGGCGAUCGAGAUUCCGACGGAGAAUUGCACUUUGGUAACCUCGCUCGUGUUAAACGACCACAGGGUUACCUAACCGUGAGAGAAGGCAUGGCUGAAGUCCCGGUCUGGAUUGAGUGGAAGCCCAUGGGGGACUACGCAGAAGGCUCGAUCGAAGAGAAAGCGGCCGAUCUGCGCACGCUGACCCUCGCGGAGAUGCUGCAUCUUCCCAAGCCCGAUUCCCUUCACGUCCCAAAAUGUAUCGGCUACUUGGAUGCGCGGGAUGCAUGCGGAGCGGACAUGUAUGGUUUCAUCUUCAAGGCGGAGAAGGAAAGACUCUUUUGGGGUCAUAGAAUUGUCUCCCUCUACGAUUUGUUGGGCACAGAGAUGGAGAUGUUCAAGCCGAGUCUGUCGCAACGGUUUGACUUGGCCUUGAAGCUUUGCACCACCGUCCUGAACCUGCACACUGUCAACUGGCUGCACAAGGGUAUCUUUAGUGGCAACGUCCUCUUCUACUUUGACUGCGAUAACGGGCCUGAAAUGAAGCAGGCUUAUGAUCCCGAGAAACCUUACCUCUGUGGGUUUGGGUAUUCCCGACCCGAGAAGAGCAAGACUACCGCACGCAGUCUCAACAUGGCGUGGGAUCUCUACCGCUGGCCGGCCAUCCAGCGCGAGCAUCCGACCGAUCACAAUUCUCGCAAGACGUAUGAUUUGUACAGUCUUGGGCUGGUGUUGCUUGAGAUUGGGCACUGGAAGCCGCUUGAUGAGAUUCUGUGCCUAAAGGAGUCGGAACCUUCCCCUUCGUUUGAUCAAACGGUAACGGUGAUGCCUUUGUUUGUUCAAACGGUGGUGCCUGAGAGGAAGCCGCCGUCGGUAAGCCUUUCUGACUCCAAGAAGGCAAGGGACUGGCUGCUUGGUACGCUGGGUGAUGCCCCCUUCAUUAAGGCCAAGAAAGUCAACCCCCUGGGGGAGCUUCGGAACCUCAUGGGAGAUAAGUAUACCAGGGCCGUGGAAAGGUGUCUGUGGGCUCACGGCGAGAAGGGAUUCGGAGUGGAGGACCUUCCGGAUCAAUCGACGGAUUCGGGGGUUGGGAUCCGAUUGCAGGAGGCGUUUACCAAGUAUGUGAUUGAGGAGCUUCAGGGCGUGAAUGUUUGAUGAUGAAUAUGUCCCAAGGUAGAAGAGUUCAUGAUGUUACGAUCCACUGUUGAUGAUGAUGGUGUUGGUUUUGGACAAAUGGAUGAAAGAAAAUGUUCAAGUUGAAGAUGAUGCCCUCAAAUGCCAAGAUUACAGAACCCCAAUGAGCACUG